AUGACAGUUGAAAAUCAUUGGAGAUUAAUUAAAUAUGAUUACCUUUCAGAAUAUAAUCAUGCAUGCUUAGAUUUACUAGCCUAUAUUAUUGUAACACAAGUUAUACCUAGACAAGUUGAUCGAUUACAGCAAUUAAGAGAUGGUCGAGCUGUAACACAUUGGAGAACUGAUUUAAAAAUUCAUCGGCAAGAAUACUACUCAUUUUUACGAAUCAAUGAGCAAUAUGACAAUUUAUUUAAAGAUCUACCAGAAAAUCUUUUCUUAACAGUUUUAAAUAAACUACUCACAGAAUAUAUGUUGAAUGAAAAGGCAUUAGUCAAUAAUAAUUUUGAUGAACAAUCUAGUGACUAUGAUACUUCUAAUAAAGAAGCUUCAGAUAAUUAA
This is a messenger RNA of Dentiscutata erythropus, 384 nucleotides long. NCBI's taxonomy places the organism in Eukaryota, Fungi, Glomeromycota, Glomeromycetes, Diversisporales, Gigasporaceae. The record is from the annotation of a GenBank genome assembly.